Messenger RNA from Manis pentadactyla (Chinese pangolin), 7523 nucleotides. RefSeq names its product X-ray radiation resistance associated 1 (gene XRRA1). Gene Ontology annotation, molecular function: protein binding. The coding region runs from base 953 to 3334 and encodes 793 amino acids. The transcript has 18 exons. The record is from RefSeq and is a predicted model, not a curated record. NCBI's taxonomy places the organism in Eukaryota, Metazoa, Chordata, Mammalia, Pholidota, Manidae. Gene Ontology annotation, cellular component: nucleus.
AUUAUAACAACAGUGUGGCAGAGUGCCUCCACUAAGGGGCAGACUGAGGUGGUAGCACAGAGAAGGGUCAGCUCAAGGUGGGGGAAAUACAGGAAAGCUAUCUGUAUGAGGCAGGCAAAGAAGAGGGGCAGAAGUGUGACAGGCCAGAGGACUGGAACAAGCAAAUGUAUGUAAAUGAGAAACAGUACUCUGUGUGUGUUGUGUUGGACGGGAGGGCGCUGCAAUUAGACUGAGAUUAGCUGCUUCAAGUUUGAGAUAGACAACAGAGGUAGCUGAAGCUACCUAGGCAGGCAGUCUCGAAGUCUAGAAUUUGGAUUUUCUUUUUUCCACCCUACAGAUAGUUCAUACUUUUCUUAGGGUUAUUUUCUAGACAGUGUAACCUGAGAGUUAAGAGCCCUUCCUAGCUCAUUAGUUGUUAAUCCACACCUUCUCGCCUAGUAUUCUUCAUAGGGUGCUGGGAUUUCUCGGAUUGUUGUGUGCAGGUCUAUAAGCCCUCUACAAGCUUGAGUCUGAUUCAUUCUUCAUAUAUGCAUAGCAAAUAUCUUUUCCCAGGUUGUAUCUUUCAACUUUAUCUUUGCUAUGGUUAUUGUGCAUAAAUUUAUUUUAGAUAAUCAUAUAAAUGAUCCUUAACUUCCUGUUCUGUGAUUUGCCCAUUUUAUUUAAGCACUCUAGCCACACCCCACUGUCAUAAAAUUAUUCUCCUGUUCCACCUUUCCAUCUAUGUCUCUGUCUCUAUAGCUAUCUAUUUCUGGGAUCUUUAGUCUUGUGGUAUUUUUCUUGGCCCCAGGUGAGAUACAUUUUGGAACAAAGGGUCACAGUAGGAUAUAAUUAAUGAGAAAGUCCAAAAGUUCUGAAUGGCAGGCUAAGAAGGAGUGCAAUAUCUAUUUUACAGGUGAAGAAACAAACAAAAAAAGAGGUCAAGAGGCCUUCCCCAAGGUCAAAGAUCAAGGAGAUGGCCUCCUCAGGAAUCUACAAACUGGAUGAUGGGAACGCUUACCUGAACAACUGCUUUCCAGCCAAAAAUCUGCUUCGGACGCCAAAGGAAGGCCGAGGACACUGGUUAGUGGCUCGGAAAUGUAAUGUCAAGAAUAAGUCCAAGGGUGUGGUUGAGGCACCAGCUGAAGGUCAGGAAAGCCCAAAGAAGGUUUCUUCUGAGGUCCGGGGGAAGAAAAGGUCUCAACAGGGAAACCAAGAGGACAUUCCUGGACGUGUGCUGGACCAGGCUUUCCUGCUGAAGCACCACUGCGUGAGGAAGCCAUCAGACCUGUGCAAGAUUAAUGUGAGUGGCCUGAAGUUCUCCAAGGCUAAGGAAAAGGAUUUCAAGCAUUUUCAUUCGGUGAUUUACAUCAAUGCCUCAGAAAACCUGCUGCCUCUGGAGGCAUUUCACACGUUUCCAACCUUAAAAGAACUGGAUCUCGCAUUUAAUGGCAUCAAAACCAUCUAUGUGAAAUAUGGAGACUUUAAGUUCUUGGAAUUCCUGGACCUUUCCUUCAACAGCCUGACUGCAGAGGCCAUCUGUGAUCUGGGGAUUCUGCCACACCUCCGUGUCUUGCUGCUCACGGGCAAUGGGCUCACCAACCUGCCACCGGAUUUGGCUGUCGCAGAGCAGGAGGCAUCUGUAACAUCACUGACAAGCAAGAGGUACGUCCUGAGGUUCCCAGUGCUGGAGACACUGAUGCUGGAUGACAACAAACUCUGCAACCCCAACUGCUUUGCCAGCCUGGCUGGGCUCAGGAGACUGAAGAAGUUAAGCCUGGACCAAAACAGGAUUUCCUGGAUCCCGUACCUACAGCAGGUUCAGCUCCUCGAUGGAUCAGACAGCCCCUGGAAAGAGUCCCAGUCCACGCUGCAGCCCAAGGCACGGAUGUUUGAGGCCUCAGAUGAGCAGCCAGAUGAUUCUGUACUGCCCAUGAAAAACGACGUUGACCAGAUGGAGGUUGUGUUCUCAUCUCACCCUGGAUUUUCAACCUCAGAGACAACCAAGGUAUGUGCACUGCCUCCCAUAUUCAAGAUUCUUCCUGUGAAGUCACUGAAGGCCAGGAACCAGACGCUGGCCCAGCCCUUUCCAGAGCUGAGGUACCUUAGCCUGGCUGACAACAAGAUCUCAAAGGAAGAGUCCAUCCUGCCAGCAGCUCUCUUCCCAUCUCUCUGCGAGCUCAUCUUUCAUAACAACCCUCUGGUGGCCCACACACGAGGGGUCCCUCCACUACUGAAAAGCUUCCUCCAGGAGCGACUGGGGAUCCACUUAAUACAAAGGAAGAUAGUAAAGGCUAAGCAUCAUAUUUUGAUGCCUCAGAAGGACUCGUGGAAGGUGAAAGCCCAAGUUCCAAAGGUGCCAAAGCAGCCACUGAGGCUCUGUCACCCACCUGUGACCACGAUCAAGUCUCCCUCAAAGAAGAUGUUGCAGUCAGUGGCAGACACAACUAAAGAGCUGUCCACUGUCCAAAAUGCCUCCCUGGAGCUGGAGAUGCCUGCUGAGGGCAUACGGGGCCUUUCCUUGUCCCACCAGACAUCUGUGCCACCGCCUCCCAUCUGCUCUGACUCCACUGUGCAUAGUGAAGAGAUCACACCCUGCUGGAGUGACACAGCAGGCCACCUCAGUCCAGAGCACCAGUCAGAGGAGGACACCAAGAGCACAGAGUCUAUAUUCCUGACCCAGGUGAGUGGGCUGCCUCCAUCCAUCCUGCAGAAGGAUGAUUUGGAGAUGAAGGAGAAAGACCAAAGAUCACCAUGCACAGCUCCCAAAAAGGUGAAGAGGCCUCGGAGGAAGCUCCCACCUGCCUCCCUCCCCAGCAAGUACCAUGGCUAUGAGGAGCUACUCACAGCCAAGCCUGAUCCAGCCUUCACUGAGCCAAAGGGAAUUCAGAAGAACGCUCAGGCCCUGCAGUACAUGCUGAAGCAUCCACUGCCGAGCCACUCUCCCAAGCCCAAGCUUAACACUCCUUGGAAACCCUUUGUUCCUAAGGAAAAACGGGCCCAGAGGAUCCCUAUUCCACCCCCACAGAAGACUCGAGCCCAGCUGCUGGAUGACAUCCUCAUUCGCAUGCGGGACACCAGGAACAUUACAGAGGCUCCGCUAGGAGCUGUCCUGUGCCGGCGUGCGGAGCAGCGGCUGGUGAACCAGCAGCAGUACUUAGAGGCCAAGCGGCUGUUGAAGGAGUUUCAGGCGUGCUACCAGCGGCAGGUGCACUGCUCACUGCGGACAGUGUUUGGGGACACAGUGCCGCCCCCAGCACGCCCUGCACUGAGUGAGGGCCAGCCUAAGUCAGGCCGCUUCCUCGAGUUCAUGGAUGAGCUCUGCCAGGAGCCCACAGCCAGUGAACCGAAAGGCUAGCACGGCACGCAGCGCCAUACACUCCCCCAGGGCUCUGUGCCCUCACCUGGGCCUCGGGCUGGCUGGACCUGGCUCGGGCCUUGAAGCACCACUCAGCCUUGCUUGCUGGCCCUGGAACAUGGGGAGCUCAUCAGGCCCUCCCCUCCCCAGCCGGGACAGGACCCAGCAGUAAUAAAGAGUGAGUGCAUAGACCAAGGUAGCCUGCAUUCUUUCUUGGAGACUGGGCUUGGAUGUCAGGCUGGAGAAAGAUCCCCUGCUGAUGUUCAUCCCUUGAGUCUUGUGGGAAACUUGCCUGAGUCACAGGUGUCCAACAGAGUUAUGAUACGCGCUGGGAUGGAAAACAGCAGAUUGAUGGAACAGAGAAGUUAACUGGCUCAUGGGCUGGCCAAUAAAGUGUGUGUUUGGGGUGGGGCUGGGGCAGGAACUGAAGCCUCCAGGCCCCAAAAAGGUGCUUUUUCUGUUGGGCAGGUUUUCCCAUUGUGAAGGCAAAUGUGAGGGGGAAUGGGAUUGGAACUUCCCUUAUCAGGCCAUGGCCUCAAAGUUGGGACAAACUGGGUAGAGGGCUUACUUGGAGUUUCCCAAAGUCCUCUAUUCCAGGACAUAAGCUGAAGUUCCAUAUGCAAAGACAGUGGGCUGUGGCUCUCAGACCCCAGGGCUGUGCAAGGUCAACCUGGGCUCACAGUCAGGAAAUUGGUUCUGGCCAAGGCAGCCUGUGGCAUUGCCUCAUUCUAGUGAGUGCCCAGCAGUCAGCAGCAGCUACAGAGGGUCUAGGGAAGGCCACUGGGGCUGAAUUCCAGAGAUGUGCACUUGAGGACAUGGAUGCUGGGCGUGAUAGUCACCUAGGCAACCCUUGCUCCUAAAGCUGCUCUCCUGGAGGUGCCUACAGUUCAGACCUGAGGAGCAGAGCUGCAGUUUCCAGGGCCCAGGGGUCCAUGGCACAAGGAUUAAGGAUCCUCAGCAAGGUACAAACUCAUAAAGCCUACAUUGCUAUUAAGGUGAUUAUAGAAAUAUAGUGUUGUAGCCACAGGUCUGACAGAAGCAUGGUGGAGUGUUAGCUAUAUUGCGAGUGUGAGACUCUACUAGGACACAGAAAUAUUUGCAUACUAUCAUACUCGACCACACAGUCUCACAUGUGUGGCCAGUUAUUAUUUAUACCUAGCUGCAGUCAUACCAGACACACACAUUCACAUCUGUACUGUCACAUGCAGUUACAUACACAUACCAAGUUGCAAAGUCAGUUAUACCUCCCCAUCACACAGGCACCCGGACAGACCCAGGUAAUAAAGCGUUACCCACAGCGGCACCCGUGCACAGGUAUGGUGCUACUUGCCACCUCAGAUCUCCCGGGGCCCAAAACCUCCAUUCCAUGAGGAGGGGAGACCCAUUCCACCAGUCACAUGAACCUCACUAGGUCCCACUUGUGGGGAACUGGAGUGCUCCUUUCAGCCAGAAACACAUUGAACUGAAGGCUCAGGCUUGAAAGGCUCCUGGGAACAGCCUCUCAACGGCGAGGCAGGAAGCCUCUUGCAAUCUCCCCAACAAGCCACUCAGCUCCUGCUUGCUUAUCCAGUGACAGGGAGCUCAUUCCUUCCUGUGCUGGGAAAGCUAUCAGGCUAAGCUAUCACCAGAGUCCCUCAGUAGUACCUGCUCUGCCUUUAGGCCAUGAGUGUUUUUGCUUUCUCUGCCCAGCUAGGUGAACCUUCACAGACGUGAGAACAUCCUUAAGAGACUACACUUAUCCAGGCCAAACACUCCUUAACCUUGUUAUUCCACACAGGAGACCAGCUGAAUAAACUGGCUGCCUCUUCUGGACUUGCUAAGUUUUGGGCUUUUCCCUCUACUCAUGAGUCAGUAGUCCAGUAGUGUCCAAUGCAGCACACAGCAGCAUGCCCACUCCCUUUUCUUGCUAGGACAUUCUUUUAUACAGCCUACCAUUUUAUCUGCCUUUUGCUCAUUCCUAAGACCAAUGGCAUUACACCUUCGGCUUUAGUGAAACCUUAUCGGUAGACUACAACCUCAGAACUACUUUCCCUGUCAUUACUGAAACUCACCUGUAGUGGCCAGUGCAAGACUUCCACUUUAUCAUCUUAGUCUCAGCCUGGAGCUCCAGGCUGCCAGAAUCAUUCUGCUUUCCUGAUUGUCAUGAAAAGCUUUCCCAUCUUAGAGGCUGUUUACAGUGAGCAUACCAGGUGUUGGCACUCUCUCCCUCAUCUAUAAUCAAAUUAUAUCAAUGUAGAACUACCUGGAAGGAAGCCACUACCCAGCAACUGCUGCUCUUCUAGGAAGACCUGGGUAAGCAGACCACAUGGGAGCUGAUGCUUCUUACUCACUCAUCCUUUCAGCCUCUGCUCAGGUAUGUCCUUGAACUUUCCUCCCAAACUGAUGGGCUUUCCUUCUUUGUGACCCAGUAUGACCUCAAUGGGCAUCACAUUAUACUGUUAUACCAAGAACUGAUUAUACCUCUGGUGCUCAGCCCAGGGCCUAGGGCCAGGAGGCACUAAGAUAUUUCAAAUUGAAUGAAUGUGCUAGGAGGAAUGGGAAGUGGCUCAUGCUGGCUGUCCCAACAGGAUUAUACACAUUGUACACAGCUAUGGUUAAGGUGACUAGAAGCCAGUGCUGGGCAUUCCCUUAAAACCACCAUGUUCCUGUCAAGAAAAAAACUAUACUCCAACAUGCCUAGUGAUACAAGUAUGCUAGGCAGGAUAUCAGACCACUCACUUACCCUCCCAAGCAGAUGAACUGCAUUGCUGAAAGCCGUAAUAUCAUUUACAAUCACUUGUCUCCAUUCUUUUCUACCUCAGAAGUAUUCCAAACUUAGUCACAUCACUACGGUUCAAUUUUUAACCCUCUCUUAUUUGUAGUAUGAUACAGGGCAGGUCAUUUAACCUUACCCAUAGCAUCAAUGGGGUUUUCAAUCUCUAUGGGUGCUUCAGGUGUUAAAAACACACUUUGAGGGUUCUAGAGUGCAAAUUUCACAUUCUUGGUUUCCUGAGCUUUGUGCUUUUGAAGAGACAUGACCUAUUCCUUGUCUCAGUGAAUAAAGCCUCAGACUAGAUUUGUCAAAUGAAUGGGGAUUCACAAUCAAGCCGCCUAAUCAAGGUGGCUUUUGGGUGGCAGCCACCCUCCCUAUUACCAGCACAUUCUCCCCAGCACAUCUACCACUAGAUGCUUCAGCCCCCUGGGCUGGCUCUUACCCAAAGUUCCCUUCCUUCUCCAUAAGCAGAUGGGAAGCUGGCUGCCACUCUUCUGAGCCUUCUCCAACCUUCUAACAAGAGCAAACCAGAAGAAAUCAUUUCUCCCACCACCAAAAUUAAGCAGGCCCCUCCCGUUUUCCUAGUCGCUUAUCCAAGAUGCCAGUGAGUGCCUGGGGAGAGCUGGGGUAGCCAGAGGGGAGAGAACUGAUUUAGAUGCUGAUUGUGCCUUACAAUCCUUGCUACCCAGGUUACCUCCCAUCCCUACAGUGGCUGCAGAGGACAGGCUCUGAUCUCUAGUCCUGUCAGGCCCACAAAGCAACUGGAACCAUACUGUUAGCCAAGGCAAGUGGAGGAGGAUGGCACGGUCCUGAGGUUGACCUGGGCCAGGGCAACAGGAAAAGCCAUCAGUGGCUUUGGAGUCAGAGGACUCAGCUUCCAGGCUGUGUCAGGAACACUUUCCAUCUGUAAACUCUCUAAUGUAAUGCACCAGGCUAUUAAUGAGUGUGGUAUGUAGACUAUUUUCUUUUACUUCAGGGCCAUGAGACAAGUUUUUACAUCUCCAACUAGCUGCCCUGUUUCUUGCUUAUCAUUCUAACAACUCUCCUUUGGAAGAGCUUGGGCCAGAUUUCAAAGAUCCCUCAAAUUCUGGUUUACCAUGUAUGGCAUGAGCUCUUAGAUCAGUCCUUUAAAUUGACUUUAUAAGUUUAGAUGGGAAAGGAAGACAUUUGUUCUCUGUUGGAUGAGAACCUGACACCAAGAGAACUUUCAUGCAUUUCUGAGCAAUGGUUUCCAAAAGAGGGAAUUUUAAAACAUCAGAUGUUCUAAGUACACUCCUAAUGUGCAAGGACAAGGUCCUCCUAUACAUUUGUUCUCUAUUCAAACUCUUUCUGGUGCCUUCAUGUUGAAAAUGAGAAUGAGAGCUAUAAAUUGGAAAUAACUUAGAACUUCAAAGAUGUAAUUGUACACCAUGGAAACACCAUCCCACUCUUUCUCCU